AUCAGUGCAAAAUUAAAGUGAAAUAUUCAAAUAAUCUAAAUCAAGUGCUGCAUAACGUAAUGUAACAAUUAAAAAGUGAAAAAAAAUACAAAAUACGCAAUAAAAGAAGGAAAUUUCAUUGUUGAAUUGUGCGAAUUGCACAAUUGUAUGUAGAACUUUUUCUACUCUUCGAAAAGUACACAAAUUGAAAUGAAGUUAAGCAGUGUCUUCUUGUAUAGUGUGUAUAGUAAGUAAGUGAAGUGAAGUGAAGUGUGCUGAAGGAAUUAUCGCGUUCGCGUUCGGGAGCAACCGCGAAGUCCACGCAAGUAUUAAUAUAUAUAGAGUAGUUGGUGUUGCGAAUAAUGGGCAUUGUUGUUGUGUCAUAGCUAGAGUGGGACUGUUCCCAUAUAUGAGUGAACCCCUCCCACUGCCACUGGUACCUGGCGUUACCACUGUCUGUGCGCUUGCAGCUGUGUAUACGAUGAGGUCUUGUGGGUAGCGACGUCGGACGACGAGACGAUAACUAGUUGUGACCCCUGCUACAGCUGCAAGCGAUUCGUAAGAUAUUUUUUGAAUUCGACUGCAAUUUGCAAUUCCGUUCUGGAGCUUUCGCAGCGGUGCGGGAUUAAUGUUCCUAAUAAUUGUGUACUAAUAAAUCUAAAACUCAUAACGAACAAAGUGAAACCGCAACUAAGCGGUUUUGCAGCACCAGCAGAAAAAUUCAUCCGCCGCGGUGUACCAAUUAUAAAACAACUCAUUUAGGCAUGAUUAGUGGUCAACCAGAAGUCAAUAGUAUCGGUUAAGACAAUCUUCGAGACCUGCAGAUGCCAUUUUCGAUGUUAAACUCGAAAUAUAAGCGCAGGUAUGUGUAAAGUUGGACGCGGAAAUACCAGCUGUGUAGCUGCUAACUUGCUUAGGUCCGACGUAUAGGCUUACCAAAGUAAUCGGCGCAUUUGGAGCACUUCACUUUUGAAUUCUACGCACCAACAAAUACAAUAGGCAGUACAAGAACAACCAGCAUUACAUUGAUCCGCGGCGAAGAAGGAAGUAAAAGCAACUUUUGCGGAGUGGCAGAUUGUGUGAAGGAGCAAUAAUACCAACAGUUACAUACAUUUGGUGUGGUACUGUAUAGAGACGCAGCAGUGCAAAAUUAUUACAAGGAAGAGAAAUAGCGCAUUGCCCCUGCGUCCGUGUCCAUGUAUCCCUCAUAUUUACCACAAAUCGUAGAUACAGAACAGAACAACAGCAUAAAGAAGAAGAAGAAGAAGAGGAAGCAAGUUUAAAAAAAGGGGGGUCAGUGCGGAAACAUUAUAUUGCCAUUUGCUGUGUAUACAGACAAUGAGCUUUUGCAGCUAGCGCACUGGCGGAAACUGUUGCUUGAAUAGAACGGCGAGACAAAUCACGAAGCAAAAGCAAAAGGAAAAUAAGCGCUACGUCUGGCGUAAACCAGUAAAGGGGCAGUGGUAUACAGGGAGCGUCUACAUACUAUUGCAUAUAUACUUAUGUGUGUGCAUAUGCACAUAUCGAGCAAAUCGCAAAAGCAAUCAGUCAGUGAAUGAGCCAGUAAGUGAUAGAUUGUGCAAGUGUGAGCGAGAUAGCAAGAAGGACUGUGAAGCUGAAAGUGGAAGUAGAAUUAGUAGUAGCGCAACUUGUGGACCGCUGGGUGUGUGUGUAUAUGUGUACAAAAUUGUUCGUGUGUGCUUUUGUUGUUGUUGCCCGCAGUUGCCGCCGUUCUGUUCGAUCUAUGUAUAACCUUCCCCCCUUGCGGCUUAGUGGCGGCAGCACCUCACGAGCUUGCUAAACAGCAAUCGUCGUCAUUCACUACUAUUACUACAUCACCUAUUUACACACAUAAAAUUCGCAUCGCGUGCUUUAAUUUCAGUCUUGUUUGCUGCUAUUUUUCUUCAACAAUUUUCCUACUCGUUUUGUACGGCAAUCAUAUUUUUUGCCUUUUUGGAUCUACACUUCUACUUUUACUUUGCGCAGCUUUAUCGUACAUUUUAAGUCGGUGCGGUACAUUCGUGUUCCAGCCAUCAAUCGGCGUGCUAAUUAUAAUCAACCACAACAACAAUAAGAGCGGCAGCAACAUUGUAUUCAUCAAUUCAUCGUUAUUGUUGUACUGUGUGUAUGCACAUAUUCCAGUUUCCUCCUCAACAAAAUUCUUAUUGACUUCUUCAUAUACGGUGUUCGUUGUGAUAUUCUUGCGAAAUUUUCAUCUCAUCCGCUUCCCAUCGCAUUCGCGUCGUUCACACUCGAAUUCGUGCGGUACUUAUGUAUGUAUGAAUGUACGUACACACGUAUGUACGUUCGCUCGUUCGUUUGUUUGUUUGAUCGUCGGUUUGUGUAAGUGUUUGUGUAUAGAAAAGUAACAAAACAACAAGUUGGAAAAAAAACAACUUGGCGAACACUUUUGCUUUCGGCCCCAACUGGAUUUCGUGUGCUUCUUCUUCUUCAACAUCUUCAUUGUUAUUGCAUUCUAUUCGCAGUGGCUAUUUACUUGUUUUGUCAUCAUUCUCAAGUAUGUAUUGCUUCGGCGUGCUAAAAUAACCAGAAAUGGUGUAAAAAAUACAAAUAACUAUAAGAACGCAUGUGCAGCGGCAGUGGCAGUGGCAGAAGUUUCGUCGACGACGGCGUUGAUGGCGAAGGCAGUGCGAACAGCAAGUACAACAACAACAAGUAGUGCUUUUUAGAGAUACUAGCAUUAUUAGAAAUUGUACCUGGGACUUAACAAAUCUACUACUACAAAUAGGUGUACAAAAUAUAAAUACAUUUCUCAAUAUCAGUAUAUAGUAAGUGUUUCAUAGUUUCGUCCUAAAAUGGACGGCUUUAACGUUCCAAUGCUGUCCGACAGUGGUUAUAGUAGUAACAACAGCAACACCAUACAAACACAUACGCAUCAUCACAAAGAUCAAAUGCUUAGCGCUGGCAGUGCCCCGGUCACACCAUUCAUAUACGAGCACAAAACGAUCCACCAAGGGUCGGGCAGUUUGAAGCCAACGAGCGAUUAUGCCGCCUUUACCAAUUGCAUUCAACAAUCCGCGCUGCUCGAUCACCGUACCGUUGAUGCGAAUAUUGAUGGCGUGUCGCUUAGCAGUCUUUGUGACCUGAAAUUCCCCAAUUCACCGUCGGCGGAUAGUAAUUUUAAGAAUAUUUCACUCAUAAAUAUCGAGGCUAAUCAAGUGCUGGUGCCUGCCAAAACUAUUGUUGCAAACGAUUUGAUUACCGAUGGUAAUGACGUCGAGUCGAACUUUUCGAAUAUUUUAUAUGUCAAGGACGACGUUGCCACAGAGGCGAAGGACAUGCCGAGCUGCGAGACGGCGCAGGUUACACAUGUGACGCACUACUUGCCCCUGAAAGCCAUCAACGAUGCUGAGGCGAAUUUUUCAAAGGCCACAGUCACGGUCACGGCUGCUGCAACCACGGUGACUGCACUAAAUUCCAGUGUGAUGGCUACCGUGCCGACAGACAGCACAACAACGAGGGCGAACAGAAAUAAUAGCAACAAUAGCAAUAACAGCAAUACUAGCCGUUCGAAGAGGGGGCAUGGCAGCAAUAGAAAUGGGCGCACAGUAACGAAUCGGCAUCACCAGCAACUGCAACCACAGCCGCAACAGCAGGUGCAGCAAGCAGAAGUGCUCGGUCCCACUGUUGCGACUGCGGGUGUCAACUAUUUGAAUGCGAAUGCAGGCAAUAAUUUUAACAUUUUGACGCUGGAUAGCCAAGCGAAUAACGAGCAUCACAACAACUCACCUGAUAACCAAAUCACAACAACAACGUCCACAUUAAUAACCACUGACACUGCCAACAGUAAAAGCAUCACAAGCACCAUCAAUAAUUUCAUUAGCAGCAAUCACAGCCAAAUUGUCAGAGCUAGCAGCAGCAGCAGCAGCAGCAACAGUUGCAGCAGUAAAAACAACAACAACAACAAUAACACCAACACUAACAGCAAUAGCAAUGAAAAUAAUGUACAAAGCAUGAACAGUAUUGCAACAAUGGGCCAUAGCCGGGCAACGGUUUUGCAGACUGUUGACGAGGUGACAGCGGGUGGGGGUUUGCCCACUCAGCGGCCUAGUGCAGUAGUCAUCGUAUCAACUCUGCCUGAUGGCAGCUGCAUUAGCGACAGCAAUAGUGCCCAUACAAACGUCACUCACGCCAGCAACAAUAAGACUUGUGGGAAUGGCACAGUGAUGUCGCCGAAUUCUAUGGACGGUUGUGCCACAGAGCCAGAGAAGCAACAAUCACAACAACAACAACAGAUGCAACAUAUGAACUCAUCGAGUGCUAGCAUUGAUUGUGAUUCACUAUCGUCCAUGGAUGAUAUGGAUGAUCAGGAAGUAAGCGAAGCUAGUUUUGGUUAUCAAGACAAUACGUCGUCGCAUUCGCAGCAAAGCGUUAGCGGCGGUGGUGGUGGAUGUGGCGCUGGUGGGGGAAGUAGCGCCAGCAGCAAUGCUGCCAAUGUUGUAGUACUCAACGGCAGUAAUCCAAAUGCUGCUGGCGGUUAUAUGACACUCCUGCCACCUGCCACAUCGAGUGGCCACAUGGGCAUAUCGACAGGCGGCACCAGCGCAAGCGCGGGCGGUUCCGGCGAAGGCAUCGAUUUCAAACAUCUCUUCGAAGAGUUAUGCCCCGUUUGUGGUGAUAAGGUGAGUGGCUAUCACUACGGUCUGCUGACGUGUGAGUCGUGCAAAGGUUUCUUCAAACGCACCGUGCAGAACAAGAAGGUGUACACAUGCGUCGCAGAGCGUUCCUGUCACAUCGACAAGACGCAACGAAAGCGGUGCCCCUACUGCAGAUUCCAGAAAUGCCUCGAGGUUGGCAUGAAACUUGAAGCCGUAAGAGCGGAUCGGAUGCGUGGUGGUCGCAAUAAGUUCGGACCCAUGUACAAACGUGAUAGGGCGCGAAAACUGCAAAUGAUGCGACAACGACAACUGGCCUUGCAAGCGCUACGCACUUCAAUUGGUUCGGUUGACAUGAAGUCGUCACCACUCUCGCCUGGCUACCAACAAGCAUAUCCGAAUAUGAGUAUAAAGCAAGAAAUUCAAAUACCUCAGGUGUCCUCUCUCACACAAUCACCAGAUUCAUCGCCCAGUCCCAUUGCCAUUGCGCUGGGACAGGUCAAUACAAGUGGUGGUGUGAUAUCUCCGCCUAUGAAUGGUGGUGGCGGUAGCGCUGGCGGUGGUGGUGGUGGUGUCAGCGGCAAUGGUGGCAACACCGGCGCCAACAAUAGCAACAGCAAUAACACCAGCGAUGGACUCAACCGCGGUGGUAGUGGCAAUUGUCACGACACUGGAAAUGGAUCUCUGCAAAAUGCGUCCGAAUCGAAACUGUGCUUCGACUCCGGCACGCAUCCUUCAAGCACUGCUGAUUCCAUAAUCGAGCCGCUCAGGGUUUCACCAAUGAUACGUGACUUUGUGCAAUCAAUAGAUGAUCGGGAAUGGCAGACACAACUCUUUGCGUUACUACAGAAACAAUCCUACAAUCAAGUGGAAGUUGAUCUCUUCGAGCUGAUGUGCAAAGUGUUGGAUCAGAAUCUGUUCUCUCAAGUGGAUUGGGCAAGAAACACUGUCUUCUUCAAGGAUCUUAAGGUUGAUGACCAAAUGAAAUUGCUUCAGCAUUCGUGGUCCGACAUGCUGGUGUUAGACCAUUUGCAUCAGCGAAUACACAACGGCCUACCAGAUGAAACGCAAUUAAAUAACGGUCAGGUAUUCAAUCUGCUCUGGCUAGGCCUGCUUGGCGUACCCCAAUUGGCGGACUAUUUCAAUGAACUCCAAAGUCGUUUGCAAGAUCUUAAGUUCGAUAUGGGGGAUUAUGUGUGUAUGAAAUUCCUAAUCCUACUCAAUCCAGAUGUACGUGGCAUUGUCAAUAAGAAGACCGUUUUGGAGGGUCAAGAGAAUGUGCAAGCAGCGCUCUUGGACUACACGCUCACCUGUUAUCCAUCAGUGACGGAUAAAUUUCGGAGGUUGCUUAGCAUACUGCCUGAUAUCCAUGCGAUGGCUUCACGAGGCGAAGACCAUCUCUAUUCGAAACAUUGUGCCGGUAGUGCACCCACGCAGACACUACUAAUGGAAAUGCUGCAUGCUAAAAGAAAAGCAUAAAUGUAAAUGAGCUACGGACGUAUGUGCAUAUGUGUAUGUGCAUAUGAGUGAAUGUGUAUAAAAUAUGAAAGCGCUUCAAAGCGACAGGAGACGAUUUUGGUUUGUUGUCGAAUGACGCUGAAUAAAAUUCAGGGUUGGUUUUUAGAUUUAGACAAUGAAAAAAACAAAAACAAAAAAAAAAACAAAAAAAAAAUAAAACAUGUGGGAAGUAAAAAGUAAUUUAGUAGCACAUGGAUUUUACGUUAUCUCCCUUCACACUUGCAAUUUAACUGCAAAAUGUAAAACAUAGAAGGACGAGGACGAACGAAGAUAAGUUUAAGGUUAGGCAGUUUAGGCAGAGCAAAGAUAAAUAUUAUAUUUUUAAAUGAUAUAUAUGUAUAUUGGUAUAGCUUAAGCGUUUAUUCAUAUUACUAUAUUAUAAAUCUAUAUAUAUACAUAUAUAUAUAUGUAAUUGUAUAAUAUUAUAAGCAAAAAAUAGAGAAGCAACACAGCAAACAAUGUGUUCGGAAAAUAUUUAAUAAUUAAGCAUUAAAUUAAAACACAUACUUACAUGUAUUAAUUUAGGACAAAAACAACAAUAUUAAAGCAAACACAUAUCGCUAGCUCAGAGUGAAAAUUUGCCAAGUUCAGUUUUUCACAUUUUACCGGAAGGAAUAAAAUUAUUUCAGAGUUAUUUUCUUCUAACACAAAAUUUCGCAUAUUCCAAGCUAAAACAACUCGAAAAGAAUCGACUUUCAUAACGUAGCUGAAAAGUUUUUAUAAAGUUUUUCUUGAAACUGAUCACAUUUUCAGUGAGGAUUUUGGAUUUUGCAAAGUUGCUUAUCACUGAAUAGAAACGAAUGGAAAUAAAACGGGUAGCUUAAUAUUUUACGAAACUAUGCAUUUUUAUUUUUCUCGCUUCUGCCAUUAAAAUAUAUGAUUUUAGAAAAAGUGAAUUUGCAACUUUUCGAACUGAACUAGCGAUAUUAAAUCAAAAACCUAAAGCAAAACAAACGUAAUGAAAACAAAUAAUCGAAAUCGCAAGUACGACCUUAGCGGUAAACGAGUGCUGUGAGUGGGUGGAUGUGUUCUUUUUUUUAUUUUCCCGCAACAUCCUUAGAGUGAGUGGAAAGUAAUGGUAUACGAAAUAAAUAAAUAAUUGGCGCUUACACUCGGUUAAGUGUUUGGCCGAGCCAUCUCCUCCUAUUUGUGGUGGUCGUCUAGAUGUUUUCCAGAAAUAGAAGCACCUAAAGUUUUCCGCCAGUUUUUAUCAGAAUUCUUUUCAUAUCCGAAUUACACUCGGAGGUGGUUUGUCUGAGUCUGCUGGGAAAAGACCGCUGUUAGAAAAAACUUUUUGUAUCAUUUGAUGUUUCAUGCGCGAGAUUUCGAAGUAGCCGCUCAUCAACUCAUUCGGUCACGGCGGUCUGUAAUGAUAUUGCCCAAGAAAAGUAUGAAAUCCAAUAGCGAGUGAUUUGAUAGUAGAAUUAUUGUUAAAAAAGGGAGCGUGUCAUUAUUCUGUAUUACAAAAUUCUGUAAGUUGCAAAAAAAUUCUGCUUUUUAAAAUUCUGCUUUUUUAAAAUUCUGCUUUUUAAAAUUCUGCUUUCUAAAAUUCUGCUUUUUCAAAAUUCUGCAUGUUUAAUGCGAAAAAUUCUGCUUUAUUCAAGUUUUGUGAUUUUCCUCUUACAAGAAGAGAGUCAAAGUUCUCAUCUCCAGGUAAUAUUUGAUUGCAAACAUAUGUACAUACCAAUGUAUAACUGUUAUCAACUAUAAUUAAUGUAGGUAUUUACAUAUGUACGAGGGGAUUCUGCUGUUUCCGUGGCGCCGCAUCUUAUGGCGGAUUCUUACAGAACUCGACAAAAGAAAACGAAAUGCAAGAGUAAAAUUUUUGGAUACCUCGCUUAUUAUUAUUUUUUAUUUAAUAUCUCGAAUAAUAAUAAAUAAUAAUAAUAAAUUAAAUAAUUACAUUACUUCUUUAACAUUGUUAACAUUAUAUUUUAAUACAGAAUUUUGUAAUACAGAAUUUUGAAAGCAGAAUUUUAGAAAGCAGAAUUUUAAAAAAGCAGAAUUUUAAAAAAGCAGAAUUUUAGAAAGCAGAAUUUUAAAAAGCAGAAUUUUGUACAUACAGAAUUUCGACACCAACCCGUUAAAAAAUAUAGUUCACAGCGCCUAUGUCCUGUUCUGCCUUUUUUCGUUAAUCU
Anastrepha obliqua is the source of this 8251-nucleotide messenger RNA. RefSeq names its product nuclear hormone receptor FTZ-F1 (gene ftz-f1). Gene Ontology annotation, molecular function: RNA polymerase II cis-regulatory region sequence-specific DNA binding; nuclear receptor activity; zinc ion binding. Bases 2796 to 6074 code for a protein of 1092 amino acids. The transcript is spliced from 10 exons. The record is from RefSeq and is a predicted model, not a curated record. Gene Ontology annotation, biological process: tissue development; regulation of transcription by RNA polymerase II; hormone-mediated signaling pathway. Gene Ontology annotation, cellular component: RNA polymerase II transcription regulator complex. NCBI's taxonomy places the organism in Eukaryota, Metazoa, Arthropoda, Insecta, Diptera, Tephritidae.